Molecule: messenger RNA, 1225 nt
Organism: Anoplopoma fimbria (sablefish)
Lineage: Eukaryota; Metazoa; Chordata; Actinopteri; Perciformes; Anoplopomatidae
Gene: endouc
Product: endonuclease, polyU-specific C
Exons: 8
Coding region: 95-1039 (314 amino acids)
Molecular function (GO): RNA endonuclease activity
Source: RefSeq, a predicted model, not a curated record
UAUGAAGAGAGGGUUGAGACUGGACUGUUAGUGAAACAGACAAGAGAGCACUCUGCACUCCGAGCUAAAGGAGUGGAAGCUUGCAAGAAGCAUCAUGGCUGUAAGGUUCUGUGGAGUUCUUGCCCUUCUGACUGUGUGUCUCAGUGGACUGGAUGCAUCAAGACCAGCUGUAAACCAGGAACUGUCCAAUAUUUUCAAUGAGCUGUGGAGGUUGGAUGUGAAUCGCCUGACGCCUGUGACAGACUACACCAUUGCUGUUCAGGGUAGAGCCAGUUAUGUAAACCAAGGCAGCCACGUUGUACAGGACCACGCUUCACUGCCUUUGUUCUCCAAUGUUAACGAGAGCAAACUCAGCAACACAACCACCUACUCCCGGUUCAUUAAACUCCUGGACAACUAUGAGCGGUCCACAGGCGUGGCUGAACGAGUCACAACAGAAGAACUCGCAGAGAUUAAUCUCUUCUUGGAUGCCGUCGUAGAGACAGAAGUGAUGAAGAGGGCUCACAAGUACCUGGUGAGCAAAGCGAAGUCCAACUCCAACCUGAGGCUCUUUAAGAGUCAGCUGCGUUUGAUCUGGUUCCACAUGUACCACAGGCAGAGAAACGCAGGCCUGGACUCCUGUGGAUUCGAGCAUGUGUUUGUUGGAGAGACAAGAUCUGGAACAGAUAUCAUCGGUUUUCACAACUGGAUCCAGUUCUACCUGCAAGAAAAGAGCACAAACUUGGACUACAAAGGGUACAAGGCCAGGAAUCAUGACUUACCCGAUCAAGACGACCACGUUCUGAACCUCCAGUUCAGCUGGCACGGUUUGGUGAAGCCAGUUGGCAGCGCCUUCAUCGGGACGAGCCCUGAGUUUGAGAUGGCACUCUUCACCAUCGUCUUCCUCAUGAACACAGAGAGGAGCACCACAGUGCUGGUCAACAUCGACCAGUGUCAACUGGAGCUGGUGGUCAUCAGACAAGGACGCUCCCUCGGGACGGCGUACCCAAAACUGCUCAGCAGCAACAGCAGACAUGUUCAGCGGCAGCACUCACACUGAUGUGGAGGAUCUACUGACACAAAGUGAUACUCGCAUUAUAAUGUUCCUGCCCAACAAGCUGAGGCACAAAUGUACGGCGGUGUAGUUAAGACGCCACAUUUCUAUAAUUUUUGUCAAGACCAAUGUAAACUUUUUUGUCGUAAAAAAGCUAUUUCAAUAAAGUAAUUGAUGGUUUUGAAAAUCAAA